AUGAUUUCUAAUGUGCUCAUUUUUUGUGGUGCAGUGACACUGGCGAUACUUGUGGUGAUACUACUGGCCACCGUUUCACCAUUACCGCAUUCAAACUCAUCUUCAAAGCCAUUGGUGGCAUUAUCUUUAUACAUCCAACAACCACAAACCGCCGCCAUACCAAAUCCGCGCACAGUGGCACCACCACCACCAGAUGCCGGUGCCUUGAUCUUCCAUCGUGUUUUAACAGAGGGGCCAAAGAACACGUCAAGAGUCGUGGGGAAAGCCCAAGGCUUCUUCAUCCCUGUCAAACAAUUUGCACAUUCGGGAUUCAACAUUAUUUAUCUUACUUUUGAUACACAUGAAUAUUCCGGCAGCGUUAGUAUUCAGGCCAAGAAUCCGGAGGAUGAUCAAAAGGAUGAACUGAGUGUUGUUGGGGGAACAGGGUCUUUCGCUUUUGUACGUGGAAUGGCUGUUUUGACAAGGAAAGAUGAGCAUGAUACUGAUCUUGUGGUGCCAUAUCACAUUAGAUUGCAUUUGAAGUACCCUAAUCGGUCUGAAACAAUACCUGCAGGAUGA
Messenger RNA from Lactuca virosa, 558 nucleotides. NCBI's taxonomy places the organism in Eukaryota, Viridiplantae, Streptophyta, Magnoliopsida, Asterales, Asteraceae. The record is from the annotation of a GenBank genome assembly.